Molecule: messenger RNA, 2105 nt
Organism: Larimichthys crocea (large yellow croaker)
Lineage: Eukaryota; Metazoa; Chordata; Actinopteri; Sciaenidae
Product: zinc finger protein 605
Exons: 9
Coding region: 302-1999 (565 amino acids)
Biological process (GO): regulation of transcription by RNA polymerase II
Cellular component (GO): nucleus
Molecular function (GO): DNA-binding transcription factor activity, RNA polymerase II-specific
Source: RefSeq, a predicted model, not a curated record
GACGAUAAUCCGAUGCUGCUGCAGUAGGUCAGCGGCCCCGCUCACUUCCGGCUUCCUCCUUCUUCUUCUCCGUCGUUGAGCAGAGUCCUGCUGCCUCCUGAGGGGAGGAGCACAAGUCUGCAGUUACAGAAUGUAGCCACAGGAGGCAGCGACAGAUUGAAACAACUGCUGCACAGCGAAGAAGAGGAAGAAGUAGAAGAAGAGGAAGAAGAAGAAGAAGAAGAAGAAGAAGAAGAAGAACAACAACAACAACCACCAGGUGAGUCACUCAGCAGGCCGCGUCCUCUGUGAUGUCACAGUGAUGUCAGCGGUGAAGCAGCGGUACCGUGACAUCAGCCCUGUGACGCUGCAGGUGGCGGGCGGAGCUGUGAGCUCCAGCCUGUACUGCGGGGAGGUGGAGGGUCUGCUGGGCGGGCUGGUCGAGUCCUUCCUGGUGGAGCUGUAUCGCUGUAAACUCUGUCAGUUCACCUGCAGCCUCAAGGCCUCCAUCAGCAGCCACCUGCUGCUCAGGCACCGUCCACCCACGCUCACCUACCUGGAGGGGGCUGAUGGAGGGGGCGGGGCUGAGGACAGACAGGAGGCGGGGCUCCACCGGGAGGCAUCGCCCUAUCAGCUGGAUCUGAACGAAGACUCGAAGCAGAGUGAUGAAGACUUCCUGCUCUACAACAUGCUCGACAACAUGAGCCCACCCACAUGUGACAUCAGCAGUGAGGGGGGGCUGCAGGUCGCACACACCUGUGAGGUGAGCACUCUGUUUGAGGAGGACUCGUCCAUCUUCCCUUUAAAGGGAGCUUCAGUGGAUCUGUCCUGUCCCAUCGACCCCCCCGCCACGCAGGAGGAGAUGGCACAGUCCGCUCACCUCAUGACUCUGGGACUGUGCCGCAUCUCAUCCGCCAAACCUCCUCCACCUACUGCUCCUCCCUGUGCCUUGCGACUUGUGCAGCCUCCCCCUGACAAAUCCCCCCACCUGUCACGACACGGCGGCCUGAGGCAGAGUAAGACGGGCGGCCAGGUGACGAGGACGUCACCCUGCAGCAAACUGAGGCUUCCGUGUCUGCUCUGUCCCCUGACGCUGCCGUCCAGGCGGCUGCUGGAUGUCCACGUCCAGUCUCACCGGGCCGGCAGUGGGUUCAUGUGCGUCUGCUGCAGCUGGACGGCCGACAGCUGGGAGGAGCUGGAGCCUCACUGGAGGAGUCACUGCAGGAGAAGGAGGAGGAGGGAGGAGCACAAACAGGAGAAGGAGAAGAAGAAGAAGAAGAAGAAGAAGAAGAAGGUGUCAGUGGCGAAGCCGUUCACCUGUCCACUCUGUCCGAGGACGUUCAGGAGCAUCGCCUCACGAAACGUUCACCAACAAACACAUGACGGGUGUGACAGGCGUCGCCGCAGCAGCCGGUCAGACACCUGGAGGGGCCAGCUGAUUGGACAAACAGGAGGGAAGGAGGCAGACUGCACAGACAGUCAGACCAGCAGGUGUCAGCCUGGUUCACUGACGAGUGUCGCAGAGAAGAAGAAGAGAAGCAGAAGGACGAAAACAGACGAAGAGAAGGAGGACACAGAAACAGGCUACUGUUGCUCUCUGUGCCACAGGAAGUUCUCCACCAAGCUGACUCUGAGGCGUCACCUGGGCGUCCAUGGAGGAGACAAACCUUUCACCUGUCCUCACUGUCCCUACAGCAGCAGACUGAAGGCCUCACUGCUGCAGCACCUGAGGACACACACAGGUGAGAAGCCGCACAGGUGUGCUGAGUGUCCGUACGCUUCGAUAGAUCGCAGCUCUCUGAUCAGACACAGCCGAACACACAGUCAGGAGAAACCCUACAGGUGUCAGCACUGUGACUACAGCAGCAUCCAGAAGAAGAGUUUGGACCUCCACGCUCGCCGUCAUCACACUGGUGAGGCGUUUCCAUGCCAACAGUGUGAGUACUCGAGUCCGGACCGUCAGCUGCUGCUGAGACACGUCCGCAGACACCACGACUUCUCCCAGCAUGCCACACUGUGACCUCACUUCUGAUUGGAGUUUGAUGAUGUCACCUAAUGUACUGCUGAUGUCAGUUUUUUUAUUUUUUCUGCUAGACAGAUUUUUUAAUAAAAGUUGAAACAAACCA